This is a messenger RNA of Cataglyphis hispanica, 2133 nucleotides long. RefSeq names its product very-long-chain (3R)-3-hydroxyacyl-CoA dehydratase (gene Hacd2). Lineage: Eukaryota; Metazoa; Arthropoda; Insecta; Hymenoptera; Formicidae. Gene Ontology annotation, biological process: sphingolipid biosynthetic process; very long-chain fatty acid biosynthetic process; fatty acid elongation. Gene Ontology annotation, molecular function: 3-hydroxyacyl-CoA dehydratase activity. The coding region runs from base 158 to 1297 and encodes 379 amino acids. The record is from RefSeq and is a predicted model, not a curated record. Gene Ontology annotation, cellular component: endoplasmic reticulum membrane. The transcript has 6 exons.
CCGAAAACUUGCAUCGCCAGCAAAAUAUCGCGCGUCCACUCAACUAAAUAGUUAGCAUAUAACUAACCUUUUGGUAAACAAUAGCAUCAUGCUAUCAUGCUGCACAUUGUAGAGAGAUUUUUAGAAUUUGCAAAAAGAGAAGGGAUAGUAAUUGAUAAUGACUUUGUCUUCAUCACUUUGUUAUGAUAAAAUGUCUAAUACACUCACACCAUUUGUAUACUGGGCCCAAACGGAGAAUCAAAUUACAUUAAAAGUGGAUUUAACUGAUGUAAAGGAUUUUAAUGUUGAUCUAAAGGAAACUACAUUACAAGUUACAGCCUAUGGCCAGGGAGCAAGAGGUUUGAAUAAUUACAGUUUUAAUCUGAAUCUUCAUUUGCCUAUUGAUCCAAAUGAGAGUAAUUACAAAGUAAUUGAUCGUCAAGUAGACUUUGUUUUGAAAAAGAAAUGUAGCAGUUGGUGGCCAAGAUUAAUAAGUCAGCCGCAAAAGCCUUCAUGGCUUAAGAUUGAUUUUGAUAAAUGGAAAAGCGAAGAUAUGGAUGACAAUGAUGAUGAAAAGCGUGACAUUUGCAAUGAUUAUCCUGAUAUGUUUGAUAAAUUGCACAAAGAAGAAUUUGGUUAUAGAAAAGAGGAUCUCACAAAGGUGUAUCUAGUGAUAUAUAAUCUCUGUCAAUUUGUUGGUUUUAUUUAUGUACUUGCUGUAAUGGGUAUACGAUAUUCACGAGAUGGGCCAGAUUUCAUGAAAGAAACAUAUGCAGCAGUUGGCAGUCCACUCAAGUUUAUACAACUUUUACAAUUUUUAGAGGUAAUGCAUCCUCUAUUUGGAUAUACAAAAAGUAGCACACUUGUAUCUUUCUUACAAGUGGGAGGUAGGGGCUUUGUGUUGUUUUUAAUGAUUGAUGCCGAGCCUCGUAUGCAAACUAAACCAGUCGUUUUCUAUCUAUUUCUAAUAUGGAGCAUAAUAGAAAUAGUCAGAUAUCCAUACUAUAUUACACAGUUAUUGAAAAUUGAAAUAUCCUUUUUAACAUGGUUGAGAUACACCCUAUGGAUACCAUUAUAUCCAUUAGGUUUUGUAUGCGAAGGUAUUAUCAUAUUGCGAAAUAUUCCAUAUUUCGAAGAAACCCAGAAAUUCACAGUUUCCUUACCGAAUACAUAUAAUUUUGCUCUUCACUUCCCGUCUGUUAUGAGACUUUAUUUACUUCUAUUGCUCUUGCCUGGAAUAUAUACAAUAAUGUCUCGUAUGAAUCAAUUACGCUCUAGAAAACUUGGAAAAUCUACUAUUAAGAGAAAAUAUAAAUGAUUUGCAAUAUAAGUAACUUCAAACUCAUUUUCUGUAUUCUUCAUUUUAUCUCUGUAAUUACUAUUAUAUAAAAGAUUAAUAAAAAAAAAUAGAUGGAGGGCAUAAUAUAUAGCAAUUUUGUUUUAACAUAUACAGCUUUUUUAAUAAUGCUGUAAUUUUGUAUAGAUAUAUUUUAUAUUAUUUUUGAUCAUAUAGCAUUUUUUUAAGACUAAAGUUACAUUAAAUCUGCAUUAGCUAUCCAAGCUGAUUCAGCUUAUUUUAUCUUAUGAUACUAUUUAUUACUUAAUGUAUAUAUUUCAAAUAAAAAGAGCAAUAUCAAAGUUAAUAUUAAGACAUUGAUUUUUUGAAUGUCUCUUGAAUACAAAUUCUAUAUAUGAAAAAAUAGAAUAAAUCAUGUAAAUAAGACAAAUAUUGUAAAAUCUCAUUGGAUCUACAAUAUAAAUAAUACAUAAUUGAUAUAGAAUAUAGAUUUAUAGGAAUUGUCUUGAAAAAAUAAAAGUGAUGCACAAUUCGUUGCCUAUAGCAUAGAAAACAAUUUUAUUCUCACUAAAAAAAAUAUAUAAAAUGGAGGAAAAGUAUAAGCGCACGUAAUAAUUCUUUUUUUCAAAUAUCUAUCAUACAUACAUACGAUAUCGAUAUUCUUGCAUGACAUAUAUCGAUAUUCGUUACGAUUUACGAGUUUCUAAGCGAUUUCAGUCUUCAGUUUGCGGUCUGCGGUUUGUAAGCGCAAGCAUGUGAAAUUAAUUUCCUACAAUUUUAUACUUUAUUGAUUUUAUGUAACAUAUAUAAUUCCAUCUAUUGAAGACAUGUGAAAUAAAUAAUAUUGAAUAGCUAGA